CCUCAGGUGCAGUCCACCUCCAUGAUUCUGCUCACCAAUCACCAAAACGAACCGUUUCGAUUCCCCAUAUGGACCGCGUUUCCUCUCUCGGUUCUGAUCUUCGAGACCUUCUCGUUCGAUUAAUCAGAUCAUCACAACAUCACCGUCUCCGAAACCUUAAUCUCUCCUUCGAAUUCCUUGCAAUAUCAAUACAUUCCCAAUUUUGAUUCCGCCAAUCUCAUUUUCUCUUGUAAUUUACAAAAUUCAUAUAUCGGACCCCAAAUGCUACUGACAAGAAUACUCCUCCCGAGUUAGUUGCCGAGGUGCGUUCUUUGGUAACUCCUCCGUUUAGCAUUUUAAGUUUUUUUGGUGCAGCAGUUAUAGUUUGAAGUUAUUGAUUGUUUUUCUAUUUAGGUUAGUUUGAUUAUUUUGUAUUAUGGGAUUAAUCAUUCACUUGAAUACCCGUUUGGACUUUGAAGCUAUUACUCUUUCUGUAAAAUCCCAAAAUGUUGUAGGACAAAUCAAUUAGGGGGUAAGUUGGUAUCAGAGCUUUAGGUUCAAGUCUCCUAGAGCAAGUAUCCAAAGGUCUCGCAAUUCCAGAACUGGUCGAUAAUGUUCACUAGGAGAGAACAUGGUGGAGGCCGAGCAGCAGCUGCUAGGGGCCGAGGGAGACUCCAGUCUCCAUUGCCUGAGUUUCCGGCUCCUAGGGAGGUUAUCCCCCCUCCUCUAGCACUCGAGGUACAGUUGGAUCAGGAGGUGCCACCGGCCCCAGCCCCGGCCCCAGCCACGGCCCCAGUAAUCAUGCCGCCAAUGGAUGCUCUCAUGAGAGGGAUCGCAGAUGCUUUUGCUCAGGCCAUUGGUCAGAUUGUGCCCCAUCUAGUAAGAGCACAGGAAAGACCUGCAGGACAGGCUGUGCAGGCACCAGCCGUAGAGCAGGAGGUGAGACCCGCUAACAGGGAAUUAAUGGAGUUUAGAGAGUUGCGUAAGUCCAGGCCACCAGUAUUCCGUGGCGAGUUGGAUCCGCUAGUAGCCGAGGAAUGGCUAUGUCAAAUGGUGAGAAGACUGGAUACCCUGGGUAUCGAUAUGGAUCGUCGAGUCGAAUUGGCUUCCUUUUACCUGGAGGGGCCAGCUUUUUUUUGGUAGGAGAGUGAGCGGCAACUUAAUGGAUAUGGUAUGACCUGGGCUGAGUUUGAGGAAGUGUUCUCGGACAAGUAUGUGCCACUGACAUUUCGGGAGACUAUGGCACAAGAGUUUCUGGAGUUAUGCCAGGGCAGUAUGACCGUGGCCGAAUAUGAGGCCAAAUUCGAAGAGCUGUCACGAUUUGGGAGAAUGUACAUCCCCGAUGAUGCAGCCAGAGCAGCCAAGUUCAGGAUGGGGUUGCAUCCAUCUGUGUCGGAGAAGUUCGCCACUACCAUGACCACUUCUUAUAGAGAGGUGGUUGAAUCUGCGUGUAUGGCUGAGAAAAGCAACCAGGAUUUGGAGAAGUACUAUGAGAAUACUAGGCAACAGUUCUCUGGCACAGGAGGAGGCAAGAGGCAGAAGACAGAACAGAUUUUUGAGCAGACGUCAGAUCAGAGGAAAAACCGGGGGUAUGACCAGCGGAACAGGGGACAUCAUGGACAGGGUGGUAGACAGCAGGGUCCCGAAGUCCUGGACAGCGGUGGGGAGAUAGAUCUCCCAGACAGCAGGAAGGGGUAUGUUACAACUGCGGAGAUCAAGGACACUUUUCCUAUGAGUGCACUGUUCCCAAUCGUGGUGCAUGCUACCGGUGUGGGCAGAUGGGUCACCAGCCAAGGGUUUGUCCUGCAGCAAGAGGGACAUAAGGUCCAUCUAUCACCGCAGCAACAGCAACAGCUGAGAGCCAGAGGAUGUCUGCAGACAGUACCUGCACCAUCAGCUCAGCAGCAGCAGGGCGCUCGAGACAGAGUCCAUGCUUUGGGACAUGAGACAGUCCUUGCUGAUUUAAACUACAUUGGAGGUGAUCGAGGAUAUUUGUUUGACGCUGUAGACUGGUAAUGUUUUGUAUCACUGCUCGAGGUAGGGAUUUUGAUAUUUUUUGGCCUCAAGUGCUCUAUUUUCCUUUUUGGCAUAAUCUUCUGGAUUUUAUGUCCCAUAUCUUUGUUGCUUGUAAAUUACUUAUUCAUUUACAUUAAGAAUUAUUUGUUCUCCGUCAUUAUCAUGGUUAUCUGAGUUACAUCGGUCCUAUUAUCACUUUCUUUGUCGAUUUACCACGACAUGUAGUGUAGGCGUGCGAUUGACUUUGGGACGGGGUUAAUAAUGUUUUUGGUAAUAAUCCUAUUACAUUAAAUUUUGCACAAAAAUAUUCUAUUUAAUAAAAUAUUUUUGGCAAGGCGAGUACUGGAGAUGGAGUUUAGGAUUAUUGGAUUUUAUUUUCAUAAAUAAAAAUUCUCAUGCGUCAUAUAUGGUUGUUGCGUAUGGGUCAUGCCUGGUGAAGUGGUGAUAUUGAAAAGGGGGUAUGUACAUAUGCAUACUCUAUGGGUCCUUGGACCGUGUAUUGAUUAUUAUUGGUAUUCAGAUCGUGUAUUGGUCUUUGGAUUGUGUGUUGAUCUUCGGACCUUGCAUUAGUUAAGACCGUGUAUUGAUUAUUAUUGGUCUUCAGAUCAUGUGUUGGUAUUCAGAUCUUGUAUUGGUCUUUACACCGUUUAUUGCUCUUCGGACCUUGUGUAGGUAUUCGGACCAUGUAUUGGUCUUUGGACUGUGUAUUGGUCUUCGAUUGUGGUUUGAUUAUUAUUGGAUUCUCGGAUAGUUUGUUGGUUAUUGUUGGAUCAUAGGAUCCGUGGUGAAUAUUAGUGAACCAGUUAUAGAAUGUUGUUGUUGCUGUAUUUUAUUGUCCGUUGUUCUCUUGAUUAUAUGAUUUAUAGAUUUCCAAGCUCUCGUUGGGUGGUUUAUCCCUACUGAGCUCUUCAGCUAAUUAUCUUUGUUUGUUUUCUU
This is a messenger RNA of Tripterygium wilfordii, 2931 nucleotides long. RefSeq lists its product as uncharacterized. The record is from RefSeq and is a predicted model, not a curated record. The transcript is spliced from 3 exons. Bases 1153 to 1995 code for a protein of 280 amino acids. NCBI's taxonomy places the organism in Eukaryota, Viridiplantae, Streptophyta, Magnoliopsida, Celastrales, Celastraceae.